GUUUGGACUUCUGCUGUGGCAGUGUGUCUUCUGUGGAGUGUAUCGUCGGCGGGGUAAGUGGAUCUAGAGUGUGUCAGAGUGUAUAAGUAGACACACGUUUUGCAAGCAGUGGCGUACCUAGGGGUGCGAAAGGGGUCGGCCGCCCCUGACAGCGGUUUGGGGCUUUUAAGAAACAUUAUGUAAACAUGUGUGCUUGUGUAAGGAGCGCAAUUUUGGGAGCUCGUCUCUGGCGGUAUUUAGUCAAGGUACGCCACUGUGUAAAGUAAAUACAAGUACACAAUGUCAAGGUACGCCACUGUAUAAAAGUUAAUACAAGUACGCAAGCAUAACAAAGUAUUUAAGAAUAAUGAGUGCGAUUGCACAGAAUAAAUACCAUUAGCAUAGCAAACAACAAAGUGGUAUAUCUUUUUAAUGGUAUAUCCGUGGUCACAAAAUAUAUAUGAUAUUUGAGACUGGCUUUUAUCGUGGUGACGUCGGGCUGACAUAUAAACAUAGAACUACUAAAUGGGUAUUCUCCCUGACUAAACAUACAAAUGUUGCCAAAUAUUAUCACCCUGAUAUAACUUUAGGGGUCAUCCAUAAAAGACGUCCACACAAAAGGGGGGAGGGGGGCUCAGCAAAAAGUGGACUAAAGUGGACAAAGGGGGGGGGGGGUUUAGGACAAAGUGGAUGUCCACAUUGUAGUGUUUUUUUGAGUGCAGCAGUUUUGAAUAAAUUUACUGCAAAUUUACUCCCCGAUCACAGUUACAGUAGCAUGCCUUUUUAUACAAAUAUUAUCACCCUGAUAUAACUUUAGGGGUCAUCCAUAAAAGACGUCCACACAAAAGGGGGGAGGGGGGCUCAGCAAAAAGUGGACUAAAGUGGACAAAGGGGGGGGGGGUUUAGGACAAAGUGGAUGUCCACAUUGUAGUGUUUUUUUGAGUGCAGCAGUUUUGAAUAAAUUUACUGCAAAUUUACUCCCCGAUCACAGUUACAGUAGCAUGCCUUUUUAUCUCUAUUGUCCAUCGGUGGCUGGAAGAAUUUCCAAGAGGAUAUGUUUCUGCGGUAAAUAUUUCCCAUCACAGGCGGCAAUGAAAAUACAUAACGUCGUCCAUUGCAAUAAUCCUGCUAGUGAACAUAAUAUGGCAGACGAAUCAGACGAAGAGACUGCCACUCAAAUUGAAUUAGCAAUUGAAGACUCAUGAACAGAUGUUGUCAUUAUACGAAACAUGUUUGAAUGGCUGCAGUCCGAAUUUUCCGUUGAUUGAAGAAUGGUGGAUUAUUUGUUUAUUACAUUUUUUAAUACAGUGAUUCAAUAAAAUGGUUUUGAACAGUUAUUAUUACAUUUAGAAUUUUGCCUGCAAAUAAAAGGAAUUUCUAAAAAAAUCUUUGUAAAUACACACUCUUUAUAUUGUUGUACAUCUUCCCAAAAUAUUCAUUAAUUUAAGUUCGGUAAGUUUUAUGUUUUGGACGUCCACAACAGGGGGGGGGGUGGUGUCCAAGUCAAAAGUGGACAAAAGUGGACAAAGGGGGGCGGGGGGGUAAAACUAGCAAAAAAUAGGUGGACGUCUUUUAUGGAUGGCCCCUUAUGCGAUGGAAUAUUAUCACCCUAACAUAAUAUUAUGUAAUGGAACAUUAUCACCCUAACAUAACAUUAUGUAAUGGAACAUUAUCACCCUAACAUAACAUUAUGUAAUGGAACAUUAUCACUCUAACAUAACAUUAUGUAAUGGAACAUUAUCACCCUAACAUAACAUUAUGUAAUGGAACAUUAUCACCCUAACAUAGCAUUAUGUAAUGGAACAUUAUCACCCUAACAUAACAUUAUGUAAUGGAACAUUAUCACCCUAACAUAACAUUAUGUAAUGGAACAUUAUCACCCUAACAUAACAUUAUGUAAUGGAACAUUAUCACCCUAACAUAACAUUAUGAAGUAUUAUGACCCAGAAAUAACAUUAUGAAGAGGAACAUUAUCACCAGCGUUAAAAUUAUGAAGUUGAAUAUUAUCACUCUGAAAUAAUAUUAUGUAAUGGAAUCUUAUCCCGCUGGCAUAACAUAACGUAAAGGAAUUUUAUCACCCUGAUGUAACCUUGUGAAAUAGUAUCAGCCUGACAGAACGUUAUGAAAUAGUAUCAGCCUGACAGAACGUUAUGAGAUAGUAUCAGCCUGACAGAACGUUAUGAAAUAGUAUCAGCCUGACAGAACGUUAUGAAAUAGUAUCAGCCUGACAGAACGUUAUGAAAUAGUAUCAGCCUGACAGAACGUUAUGAAAUAGUAUCAGCCUGACAGAACGUUAUGAAAUAGUAUCAGCCUGACAGAACGUUAUGAAAUAGUAUCAGCCUGACAGAACGUUAUGAAAUAGUAUCACCUUGACAUAACAUUAUGAAAUAGUAUCACCUUGACAUAACAUUAUGAAAUAGUAUCACCUUGACAUAACAUUAUGAAAUAGUAUCACCUUGACAUAACAUUAUGAAAUAUUAUCCCCCUGACAUAACAUUAUGAAAUAUUAUCCCCCUGACAUAACAUUAUGAAAUAUUAUCACCUUGACAUAACAUUAUGAAAUAGUAUCACCUUGACAUAACAUUAUGAAAUAGUAUCAGCCUGACAGAACAUUAUGAAAUAGUAUCACUCUGGCGUAUAUUACAACGCUAAUACUACCACAUUGUUUUGUCAGAAUGUAUCACAUUUACAUUGUCUACCACUGUACUAACGCACUGAAGAACACACAUGGGAAGCUAUUGUUUGUUCAUUUUUUUCCCUCCCCAUCUAGGAAAGGGACCAUGUACCAGGUCAUUCCCCUGACCGAAGCUCGUUCUUUGUCGCGAGUUCAAAUCGAAGGUCAAAUGUCCAACGUCUCGCGAUGUCAGUGUGGACUGAAGUGUCAUCAGCACGCCAACUGCACCAUGUUCUUCUACAACAAAAUUAUCCGGACAUGCGCCAUGUACGGCAUGGAGCACACCAAGGCCCGCGCAUCAUCUUUUCCCAUUGCGCCAUCAAUGGAAGCGCAGUGGAGGGCCUAUUAUUUAAUUCAUGGUAAUUCAUAUUUACCCCCCACCCCACACCCAAUAUAUUUGUUUUUAAAAAUCAAAACUCUUCUUAUUUCGUUUUUAUUUUAACGCCAUGUUUCUAACAAUAUGUUAAAUUUUAACUUGACAUUUAAAAACAGUUCCUUUAAUACUCAUACAAAUGACAUAUUUUAAAAUACUUCAUAUUAACCUCACGUAUGUUCGUGUGUUUCUUUCUUUCUUUCAUUGUGGUGGUAAAAAAAAAAUCCCAAAGGCCUAAUACACCCACUUCCCGUCAUCCUAUCGAGCUGAACCUUGGCUCAUAGACCGGUUGCCAAAUGACAACACAUGCGUUCAAAUUUUCAGCUUCAUCCACCAACCCCCACAAAAUCAGGAAUUUUUUUUUUCAAAGGGGUGGUGGAGAUAUGUCACACAAUAUUUGUGAGUUUUGGGGUGGAGAUGAAUUACGUUGCUGUUGCUAUGUACUUUGUAUUUUUGACAUAUUUGGAUUUUAAACAUAUCUUUAUUGUAUUAGUUUUUACAGGCACUGAGUUUUAUUUAUUUUUUUAAAAAUUGCAAUACCAAAAAUCCGUUUCAACAAUCAUAAAAAUGAUAAAUCACGUACAAUCACAUAUAAGUAAACAAACAAAAAUGCACGUAAAGGAUUUAUACCCCAAAAAAGUUUGUUUUCAGCGGUCCUUUGAUGACAAUUUAUUAUAGCGUCUAUCAGAUCUGGAUGUGAAAUCUGUCAUCUAAGGUAGUGUCUGGUGUCAUACAAUUGUGUAGAUAUGCGGCCACAUCUCUCCGCACGGGUCAUACUUGAACACCGGGCCAACUUAAUGGAUCUUUCGAGUGGAGCUUUCCAAGCGGGACCAACUUAAUGGAUCCUUCGAGUGGAGCUUUCCAACCGGGACCAGCUUAAUGGAUCUUUCGAGUGGAGCUUUCCAACCGGGACCAACUUAAUGGAUCUUUCGAGUGGAGCUUUCCAAGCGGGACCAACUUAAUGGAUCUUUCGAGUGGAGCUUUCCAAGAAAAGACGAUUCACGGAUAUAAAAUGGGUGAAUAGGAAAUCCAUUUGUUGCCUCAAUACCGCUUUGGAUGACACUUUGCCAGAUAAGUUGUUGGAACGUGCUUCUAAUAAAUAACUGAAGAUGGUUCUCACCAAAAUUGCCCCCCCUUUUUUUUUUUUUGGAUUCAUGUCAAAGCAGAUCAUCCUAAUCGUGCGGAAAUCGCCAUGAAAGUUGUUCCUCCAUUUCGCUCACGACGUACCUCUGUGAAACUGGCUUUUCGUCCAUGAGCAUAAUACAUCAAACAGGCGGAAAUAGAAUGGACAGUCGUUCUACUUUGCUAGAGCACUGUCCACAGUCGAUCCACGCUUUCAUUUUCUUGUCAUUAAAAAGCAUGACUCCCGUUUCACAUGAAAUCGUCACUGUUGAUGUUGGCUGAAAUGUUGUUGUUUUUUUUCAUCCACCGCUUAUUUUAUAUUUCCAAUUAACACUCAAGUUAUAAAUACGUCAAAAGAUCUGCAAUGGGAGUUUUUUUUGUUUUUUUUUAAUAUUUGAAAACAGCCUUGACCAAACAAAUACAAAAACAAACAAGCAAAGCUAUGAACAGGCUAGGAUCAAAUGAUAAGGGUUACAUGAACAGGCUAGCAUCAGAGGAUAAGGGUUAAUUCGAGUCCUAUCAGUUUGGCUGAUUACAAUUUUUUUUUUUAAAGUUGCACGACAUAUUUAGGUCAUAUAGCGUUAUUAAAAAAAAAAUAAUCUAGAACUGAUCCUUGGUGAUAUGGGAAAGGAGUUCAGCUGUCCGCCAAACUUAAAAAAAUUGUGAAACACUGGCUUACAGGACAUCGGGAAUAGCUGACCAGGGUAAAAUAUAUGGGAAUACUCUGAAGAUAGCGACAAGGAAAUUCAGUGGUCGUAAUGGUGAGUGUUUGGGGCAGUUACCAUAGCGCGAACGAUAGAUAAAAGGAAAAGGUUUUGGAGACAAAGGAUUUGAGUGGAUACAGUCGAGGAUGGACAGUUCCUUUUGGAUUAGUCAGUUGAAACAGUCUUGUUGUUGGCUCCAGUGGUUGAAACUGUGGACAUUGACGACAGUGACGGAAUCAUCUCUUAGGACGGUAAGAUUGCAGACGAUUACAAGUAGAAGUCGGGGCUCGAGCUGUGUGAAAGGAUAAAGUUCACACAGCUCGAGCCCCGACUUCAACUUGUAAUCGUCUGCAAAGCUCGCGUUAUUAUUUUACAGGUCCAGGCCACCAACCAUUGUGUGCUGGGUGUAUGGGGGGGUGGGGUGGGGGUGGGGGUGGGGGGUUGCAUGCAGACAGAGCGGAUCGCUUAAAUGUAAAUAGUGAGAGUGAACAUUAAAUUAAUGUUUGUAACAUGUGUAUUCAUUCCUCUAGAUUGCCCUGGUCAUUCUAUCCAAAUGAAACUGGUCAACAAAUGCUACCUUGUACGCAAUGACUUGGACACACGUCCGGCACUGAUCGAGCACUGCCAGUCUCUAGGCGGAAGACUGCUGGAGUUCAGCUCCGUGGAGGAACUAGCAUUCUUUAAAUCGAUUCUCUAUCGCAAAAAUGGUAAGCCUUUUCAUUUACCGUAGGAAUAGUGUUCUAUCUAACCGUCGGAAUAGCGCUUUCUCUACAGUAGGGACGGUGUUCUGUCUACAGUAGGAAUGACGUUCUCUUUAACAGUGUGAGUGUUGUUCUCUCUACGAUAGGAAUGGUCUUCUCUCCAUCUUUGCUGACAAACCAAUGCGGACGUUGUAUUAAAUCAUUUAGAUAAAACCACAUAAGCUUUUGCUUGCCUUGAAUGAUCUAUACAAGUUACUGGAGCAUGGCCGUGGAUUAUAUCAACACGAUUCUAGUUUUGUGUUAUCCUUUGAUUUUAGUUUUAGUAUUAUCCUUUGAUUUUAGUUUUAGUGUUAUCCUUUGAUUUUAGUUUUAGUAUUAUCCUUUGAUUUUAGUUUUAGUGUUAUCCUUUGAUUUUAGUUUUAGUAUUAUCCUUUGAUUUUAGUUUUAGUGUUAUCCUUUGAUUUUAGUUUUAGUAUUAUGCUUUGAUUUUAGUUUUAGUAUUAUCCUUUGAUUUUAGUUUUAGUGUUAUCCUUUGAUUUUAGUUUUAGUAUUAUCCUUUGAUUUUAGUUUUAGUAUUAUCCUUUGAUUUUAGUUUUAGUAUUAUCCUUUGAUUUUAGUUUUAGUGUUAUCCUUUGAUUUUAGUUUUAGUAUUAUCCUUUGAUUUUAGUUUUAGUAUUAUCCUUUGAUUCUAGGUUUGUAUUGUUUAGUUGAUUCUAGUUGUUGUUUUUUAUCCAUUGAAUGUAGUUUUGUUUUGUCCAUUGAUUCUAGUUUUUGUAUUAUUCAUUGAUUGUAGUUUUGUAUCAUCCAUUGAAGCCAGUUUUGUUUUGUCCAUUGAUUCUAAUUUGUGUAUUAUUCAUUGAUUGUAGUUUUGUAUCAUCCAUUGAAACCAGUUUUGUUUUGUCCAUUGAUUCUAGUUUUUGUAUUAUUCAUUGAUUGUAGUUUUGUAUCAUGCAUUGAUUCUAGGUUUGUUUUGUCCAUUGAUUCUAGUUUUUGUAUUAUUCAUUGAUUGUAGUUUUGUAUCAUCCAUUGAAACCAGUUUUGUUUUAAACCUUGUUUUUCUUGAACUGUUUUUUUUUUUUUUUGGGACUUGUGUUAAGCUUAUCCAAACUGUGUUUUUAUUCCAGGCAACAGUGCCAUGUCCUACUACGUUGGCGCUGAGAUUCUAAUUAACGAAAACAGGACUUUCACCUGGUCGAACACGUCUAGAACUUUGGUCCCCUCUGAUCCCUUAUGGCAAAGUGGGCACCCCGACACCAUGGGGACCUCUGAUAAGAACUGCGUUGAAAUCUCCAAGACAUCUGAUUAUGCUCUAAGCGAUGUCUCUUGCACCGAGAGAAAGGGAUGCAUAUGUGAAUUCCCUUUCUGAAAAGGACAAUGUUGUGCUUUUAAACACUUGCCACGUGGAGCAAACACAUUUUAGAAUUAUGUUUUUUCUUCAUAUAGUAUUUAUUAAUUACUGUGAAAACCUGAUGUAAAGGUCCCACUUUAACGUGAAUUCUGAUAUUAAUAGACAUCUUAACGUGGUAUUGUUGACGCAGUACCAGGGGACUGGACUAGAGUAUAAAUGACAUACUUAGUAGAAAUCGUAACGUGGUAUUGAGCAACAGUACCAGGAGACUGGACUAGAAUGUAAAUUACAUUACAGUGGAAAACAUAACGUGGUAUUGUUGCAACAGUACCAGGGGACUGGACUAGAGUAUAAAUGACAUACUGGUAGAAAUCAUAACGUGAUAUUGUUACAGCAGUACCAGGGGACUGGGCUAGAAUGUAAAUGACAUGCUAGUAGAAAUCACAACUCAAUUGUGCUUAACACAUGCUCAGUGGUCACAGUUUUGGGGAUCAACUCUUAAAUAUUAACUAGUUUUUAACAAAAAUAUUCACAAAGCUGUUGUUUGAGACUUACGGU
This is a messenger RNA of Lymnaea stagnalis (great pond snail), 7459 nucleotides long. The record is from the annotation of a GenBank genome assembly. NCBI's taxonomy places the organism in Eukaryota, Metazoa, Mollusca, Gastropoda, Lymnaeidae.